AGCUCUGCCUCUCAGGGCAUUGACACCCAAAAAAAGACGCUGCAUCAUGGGGCCCACACGUUGGUGCGUUCCCCUCUGAUCCCCUCCUCUUAAAAUCUAAACAGCAACUGGUGAGAUUAGGUAGGAGAGGACAUUGACACACACACACACACAUGCACACACACACAUUUAUACUAGCCCUUACUUAACGUUGGUCAGCCAGGAGGAAUCCAGUUCAGACUGGAGCAGGUUUUCAUGAGGAAAGGAGACAAUUUGUGGGAACAUCUUCUCUUGGCAUGGAUCAAGUGAUCUUUAAUCUAACAUUGCAGAGAUCUUCAUAGAUCCCCUCAAGCCUUAUGGUGGACCUUAUGUUUUGUUUGACUUUCUUUAUCCAAACUUCUACCUUCUGGGAUCCCCGCUAGGUCAUUGUUAACAAUUAGUGCAUCUGACGGUUUAAAUCUUACGGGUCAGUGCUUAUCAGGCUUUGGCCAUGAGUUGUUUUGGGUAUCGUCGAGAGCUGAGUAAGUAUGAAGAUGUUGAUGAGGACGAGCUCUUGGCAUCACUUAGCCCGGAGGAGCUGGCUGAGUUGGAAAAGGAACUGGUGGACAUUGAUCCUGACGCCAACGUGCCCAUUGGACUCAGACAGAGAGACCAGACAGACAAGACCCCAACGGGAACUUUCAGCAGAGAGGCCCUCAUGAAGUACUGGGAAAAUGAGACCCGUAAACUUUUGGAGAAUGAGAUAGCAGGAGGAAGCCCCAAACUGGAUGAAGAAGAAGAUGACGAGUGUCAAAACAGUGAAGAGGAGGAUGAAAAAAAUGAUGAGAAUGAAAAAGAAAACAAAAAGUCUGAAAAUUCAAAGGAGGAAGAUUACACAGAAGAAGACAGUAAUGAAGAAGAAGAGGAAGAAAGUGAGGAAGAGGAACCUGUAACAGAAGAAGAAGAUGAGGAUGAAGUGGAGGAAGACAAACAAGACAAUAGAUCAAAACUUGAACCCUCAGGAGAUUCAAUGCUAUUGACGAUGCAGGCGGUUAAACCAACACUACUAAGACCUCAGAAGGUGGAGCCUAUCAGGCUGACUCCUCCUCCUCCACCCAUUGACCCAAACUCCAGUGGAAACCCUACAGUUGUUGAUGAUGCUUUGCAACGAGUUCUUAAUAAUGACUCUGAACUCACUGAGGUGAAUCUGAACAACAUUGAUGACAUCAAACAGGAAACUCUUAUUCGAUUUGCUGAAGCACUAAGAGCCAACAGUCAUGUACGAGUUUUCAGUCUCGCAAACACUCGGGCUGAUGACCACGUUUCUCUGGCCAUUGCUAAGAUGUUGAAGGAGAACGCUUCCAUCACCAGUCUGAACAUAGAGUCCAACUAUGUGAGUGGGAAGGGCGUGAUGGCGUUGGUUCAAGCACUUCCGGGCAACAACACCCUGACUGAGCUUCGCUUUCACAACCAGAGGCACAUGUGUGGAGGACAGGUAGAAAUGGAGAUGGUGAAGAUUCUGAGGGAAAAUCACACUUUGAUCAAGCUUGGUUACCAGUUCAACCUCCCUGGUCCCAGAAUGAGCAUGACGGGUAUCCUCACCAGGAACCAGGACCGCCAGAGGCAGAAACGGCUCCAGGAACAAAGGCAACAGCAACAGGGCCAACAGGGAGUGCAAGAUGCAGCUGUUAACCCAAGAACCUCUGCUCUCAGAGGAACACCUAGUUCAUCACCCUAUAGUUCACCCAGAGCCUCCCCUUGGUCCUCACCCAAACUGCCCCGAAAUGACCUGGCUAAACAACAGACUCCCCCUGCACCACCUCCACCUCCUCCUCCGCCACCUCCUCCACCACCACCUCCUCCUGCUCCGCUUCUCCCAUUCAAAGGGGAGAAGAAGAAACCUACGAGGAUGAUUGCGGAGGUCAUCAAGGCCCACGAAGCGGGCAGCAAGAAGGUGGCCAAAAUGAAAGGGAAGAAGGGGAAGAAGGGCAAGGGGAAGGAGACGGGGAAAGAGGAGACAGGCUGCAUCCUGAAGGAGCUCAAGAACACCCUGAGACCUGUGUCGACAGAGAGGCGAGGGGAGGAAGGCAGCAGCAGGCCAUCCACGCCCAUGAGGUCCGCUCACGAUCAGCUGAUGGAGUCCAUCCGCAGCAGCAGCAUUAGGAGCCUCAGGCGGGUGGAGGUUCCACAUCAUCUACGAUAAGAAUACAGAAAACAAAGAAAUCAACACUGCAGAAUGAAGAUGGUGAUGGAAACGGAGCAGGAGACAAACCUGAAUUCUUACUCUGAGAAAAUGAAAAUCUGUGCUGGAAAUUUGCACUCACUUUGAACCAGGAUUCAGAUUUCAAAAUACAUUACCCCUCUCAAAAUGUUGUUCUUAAAUGUUUCAGGAUCAUCAAACAAAUUCAAUAUCAAACAUAUAUAAAUACAGACUGCAGUUUUCAAAUGUUAAUGUCAUUUAUUAAGAGUAAAAAGCUAUUCAACAUGACCUGGCUUUAAGUAAAAUUUAUUUGUUCUUAAAUGUCUUCAGAUUUAGACAUGAUGCGUUGUUUUGUUAUGUCUAUUAGCCUACUUCGCGUUGUCAGAUGGGUUCUAUUUUAAGAACAGCAAUCCAGUCUGAAUGUGGCAAGUCAGUUUGAACUCAUGCAAGGAUGGUUUGUAUAGGUUUUUUCUCUUAAUCAAGUAUAUUCUUAUUUGAAUUUCAUAUUCUUAUAUUUUUUGAUGAUCUUAAACAUUAGAGUGUGACAAAAAAAUCAAAAAUAGAACAAAUCUCUAACGGGCAAAGCACUGUUUUAGCAUUCACUCACAGUAGAAAGUGAAAUCGUUUUUCUUAUUCUGAAAUCUUUCUUGUCUUAUUUUCUAUAAAUGUGAUUUGUUUUUGGAUGAAAUAUGUUCAUUUCUAAAUAUAUCCUUUUGCUUACUUGCAGCAGUA
Molecule: messenger RNA, 2890 nt
Organism: Girardinichthys multiradiatus
Lineage: Eukaryota; Metazoa; Chordata; Actinopteri; Cyprinodontiformes; Goodeidae
Gene: lmod2b
Product: leiomodin 2 (cardiac) b
Exons: 6
Coding region: 470-2161 (563 amino acids)
Biological process (GO): pointed-end actin filament capping; muscle contraction; myofibril assembly
Cellular component (GO): striated muscle thin filament; myofibril
Molecular function (GO): tropomyosin binding
Source: RefSeq, a predicted model, not a curated record